AGUUUCGCGGAGGAGCCCCUGCGUGUGUAUCUUACCGAGCGGACACCCGAACGUUCAGGAUAGCAGGAGGAGUACGAGUUACAGGUGAAACCCCACAACAGACUAUACAGUGUGCCACUGAGACGAUAUAGGAAGCAACUGACGAGGGAGAGGCUGAACUGGUCCCGGAAUCUGAUACCCUCCAGCUAUUUGAUCUCCUGAGAAAUCUUUGACAAUGCCAACAUUUUGGAGUAAGCUUGUCCUCCGGGGCAGAAAUUAUGGAAUGCAAGACGAGGUUGUCAAAGGUCCAUCGACAAAAAAGAAGAAAAAGUCGAAGAAGAGCAGUUCAAGGUCUAACUUGAACAGUUCGUCGGACACGAAUUUCUAUGAGAACGACACCUCGGACGAUUACCUGUUCAGCGCACGUGACAGCUCUUGCCUCAGCUCGGGAACUCUGGAGUACGAGGACAUUGCCGGUAUGUUGAUCGACAACAAACCUCCCAUGUCAGACUUUCACAACAACAACAACACGUCCAUGACCGGAGGUAUGGCACAUUAUAUGCCUAAAGCCACUCAGCACCUCUUCCUCUCAGGGCUAUUAGAGGGAGAGAAAAUUGACGACUACUUCCAGGACUGUCGCCUUGACAACGCACUAAAAAACUUUGCCAGCUUUGAGAGCUACGAGCAGCCGGUCAUUGAGGAAGUGGUGGAAAGCCCACCCGCCAAGGAGAACCAUUAUGAGACAAUAGACUCCGAGGCCCCACCCAGCCCCGAACCCACACUGGCGGAUAACAAGAGAUCGAGCAGGUACAACAACAAUAACAGUCACAAGCUCGACAUUCUCAACUGGCCGACCUCGCCGAUGACGACUUCCGGUUCUGUGACGGCAAACUGCAAACAGAAGAGAUCCGGUCGCGUGGCGAUGACUUCUGGUGUGGAUUCGGCCGGUGAAGAUCUGGAUGAGGAUGACAACUACAUUCACCUGGGUGGUGGAAUCCCGCCCCACUCCCCGGGCGCCAGCUCCCACUCCUCCGCCAACGACUCUUUCGACGACACACCCUGGUGCAAUGGUGUUGAUGUGCUCUACUAACAAAAAUUCAUAUCGCCAUUUGGGCCAACGUAAUUGCUACAGUGGAAAUGGAUUUGCAUGCACUGAUCUGCUCUUGACGUCUACAUGACAACAAACUAUAAAAAAAAAUAGGACUUCUACUACGGCGGUUUGUUCAUCAGCAAACCGCUUUCCCAAAUUUGUGUCCGACCUUAGUGUCAUAAUCACAUUCACAGUACUAGUCAUAUGUCUCAGCUGAUGUUUAAUAAAGCCUAUUCCAUAGCGUUGAGAAACGCAUAUUUGGAUCAGUUUUGGAAGUUCAAGAAAGUGCGCAACUAGACGAUGUAUGACCUGUGUUCUGCUUUUAUACAUUUGUCCAUGCAGUCGUUAUAUAUGAACGCUUAAUUUUUUUGGUCAUCCAUUAACACUUUCGAAACUUGACCGUACAUGAUGACUGCAUGUUGGCCUUUGGAAUGCAAGCGGCCUUUGGGGUAUGUUGACAAAGUUUCUCAUAUGUUAGUGUUACGCUGCACUAGUUAUCUAAAAAUGAUAAAUAGUAACAAAGUAUUAAUGAUUUGACUGCAUAUGUAUAUAUACAUGUAUGCACUUUUGUUACAACGUUUGUUACAUUUAAGACGUGGUUAGUUCUUGUGACGGUAGUUGCGACUUGGAACUAUAUGUUCGUAUAGCUUGUCAAAUAUUGCUACGACAACUGGAUAGCUUGGUGCCUCUUGGCAUUACAUCAAGUUCACCGAUGAACAUCCGUUAAAAUCCGUUGCUUUUGUAGAAUUUUUUUUAAAGUAUGUAUCGUGCUGAACGCGUAUCGUGUUGGAGGCUUAUCUUGUAACCACAAACUAUAUGUACACGAGAUGGUUUGCGCUGUGGUUGCCGGACUCCUGUAGCCCAUAUUUACAGUGCCUUGUAUGAAUUACAUGUAUUUGUAAUAUGUAUAUUACUACUUUAUUUAAAUUGUAUCACG
This is a messenger RNA of Liolophura sinensis, 2006 nucleotides long. RefSeq lists its product as uncharacterized. Bases 215 to 1069 code for a protein of 284 amino acids. Lineage: Eukaryota; Metazoa; Mollusca; Polyplacophora; Chitonida; Chitonidae. The record is from RefSeq and is a predicted model, not a curated record. The transcript has 2 exons.